AGAAAUUUUCUGAUUAUAACACAUGUAGAGAGACAUUCAGCUACCAGACAGCUCUCAGUGUAUAUCAGAGAACUCACAUAAGAGAAAAACCCUAUGAGUGUAAGGAAUUUGGAAAAUCCUGUCCUAUGAAUUUAGUCUCAGUUCAGCCUCAAAAAAGUUACCGAGGGGAGAAACCCUGUGAAUAUCAUGAAUGUGGGAAAGCUUUCAGUAAAAAGUUACAGCUAAGGAAACAGAGAAUUCACACAGUGGGCAAACCCUAUAAAUGUAUUGGAUGUGAGAAAGCUUUUAGUGCAAAGUCAGGUCUCAGAAUACAUCAGAGAACUCACACAAGGGAGGAACUCAUUGAAUGCAAUGAAUUUGGGAAAUCUUUCAACUGUAAGGCCACCUUCAUAGUACACCAGAGAACUCACGGGGAGAAACCCUUUGAAUGUAAUGAAUGUGGGAAAUCGUUUGACUAUAAGUCACACCUCAUAAUACAUCAGAGAACUCACACAGGGGAGAAACCUUUUAAAUGUAAUCAGUGUGGAGAGUCUUUCAGUCAGAAAUCAUAUCUCAGAGUACAUCAGAGAAGUCACACUGGGGAGAAACCCUAUAAAUGUGAUGAAUGUGGGAAAUCUUUCAGUUACAUAUCAGGCCUAAGGAAUCAUCAGGCAACUCACACAGGGGAAAGACCGUAUAAAUGUGAUGAAUGUGGAAAAGCUUUCAGACUGAAGUCAGGCCUAAGAAAACAUCAUAGAACUCACACAGGGGAGAAACCUUAUAAAUGUAGUCAGUGUGGGAUAGCUUAUAGUCAGAAGUCACAACUUAGAGGACAUCAAAGAAUUCACACAGGGGAAAAACCCUUUAAAUGUAGUCAAUGUGGGGAGUCUUUCAGCUGGAAAUCAUAUCUCAGAGUACAUCAGAGAACUCACACUGGGGAGAAACCCUAUAAAUGUGAUGAAUGUGGGAAAUCUUUUCGGCAGAAAUCAAAUCUCAGUGGACAUCAGAGAACUCACACAGGGGAGAAACCCUAUGAAUGUAAUGAAUGUGGAAAAGCUUUCAGCCAGAAUUCAGUUCUAAGAAUACAUCAGAGAACUCACACAGGAGAGAAACCCUAUAAUUGUAAUCGGUGUGGAGAAUCUUUUAGGCAGAAAUCAACCCUCACAAUACAUGAGAGAACUCACACUGGGGAGAAACCCUACAAAUGUGAUGAAUGUGGAAAAACUUUCAGCCAGAAAUCAAGCCUUAAAGAACAUCAGAAAGCCCACCAAAAGGUUUAAACAUAUGGAUAGUAGGAGCU
Messenger RNA from Choloepus didactylus (southern two-toed sloth), 1279 nucleotides. Its product is annotated as zinc finger protein 782-like. NCBI's taxonomy places the organism in Eukaryota, Metazoa, Chordata, Mammalia, Pilosa, Megalonychidae. The record is from RefSeq and is a predicted model, not a curated record.